Homo sapiens (human) is the source of this 2452-nucleotide messenger RNA. It is a transcript of the gene CAPG, whose product is annotated as capping actin protein, gelsolin like. Gene Ontology annotation, cellular component: nucleus; cytoplasm; ruffle. The coding region runs from base 1266 to 2312 and encodes 348 amino acids. The transcript has 10 exons. The record is from RefSeq and is a predicted model, not a curated record. Gene Ontology annotation, molecular function: actin filament binding. Lineage: Eukaryota; Metazoa; Chordata; Mammalia; Primates; Hominidae.
GCAAACUCUGGAAGACCUUGGCUGAGGGUCUAGGUGGACUGUCUGAGGUAGGAGGUGGGGAGGGAGGAAGUGGUUGACCCUGGGGAAGGGUAGGAGACCUAUUUGGUAUCAGGGGAAAAACCAUUUGGAAUCCCCAAAUGAGGCCUCUGGACCUAGAUUCUGAGAAUGCCAUGUCCCAGGCUGGGAGAUUCAGUUUGGUUUCGAGGGUGGGCACCUACCUCCACCAGGAGAAGUGGAGGUGCUGUUUCAUUUCACACCUAGGGGCAAGCAGGGACUGUGAAGGGAAGAGACCUAUUGGGGGUCAGUGGAAUCAGGGUCUGAGGAAGGCAAAGGUACCACUGGACCCCGGCAGGAUUUUUGUCCCUCUGAUGGCUGUCAAGUCUUUCCUUAAAGGUGUGUGUAACGGUGACCUCCUCUCCGAGGUCCCCCAGUGUGUCCUCAAAGACAGCCUAAGUCAGGACCAUGGGACAGCCAGCAGGACUUGCGUCCUCCCCUCCCCCAGCCCCAUGGCAGUCUGGGACCCCUAGCCCCUGCUCUCUGCCUCCUGGGGCUGCUCCAGCCUGUCCCAGCCUUUUGAAAUCCUGGGCUAUCCCUUAGGUGCCACCCCAGUCUAAUAAUCAGAGCCCAGCAGGUCCAGUUAAUCAAAUGCAUUCUUUGAGCACCUGCAUGAGGUUCCAGCUAGAUCCAGAGGCAAAAUACACUUCCUGCCCUAAAGGACCCUACAGUGUAGUAGUGGAGGUAGGCGGGUCCAUAACUCACCACACUAUGGCAGAGUGGGGAAAAGUAAAGGCUUUAAGAGGUGUAGAAGAGGCUGUUUGGUAAGGUGGUGAGUUUCCCAUCACUGGAAGCCUUCAAGAAGAGGAUGGUAAGGGAUGCUAUAGAAGAGAUUUCUGCACUAUGCGUGUAUGGGUAUGUGUAGGGCGGUGCAGGCAGAGCAGGACUAGAUAAGAACUUUAGCGCUUUCUUUUUUUUGUUUUAUUCCUCCCCCCCGGCCCCAGCUCCCCUCUUCAACUUUAGCACUUUCUAAUGCUGACAUCUGUGAUUCUGUGACAUUCCCCACUUAGAGGAAGUUCGUCUGCGGUUUCACUGGGUAUGGUGGCUCCCUUGUUCACUGCACCCUGCAGCUAAACCAUAAAACAUGGGCUAUUCUUUGUCUCUGUGCAUGUCACCCCCAGUGCCAAGCCCCCAGCACAGACGUUGAGUGGAAUGGAAUAGACUCUUUGCUGGGCUGCUUGAGGAACAGAGGCAUCAGAUCUGAAGACAGCAUGUACACAGCCAUUCCCCAGAGUGGCUCUCCAUUCCCAGGCUCAGUGCAGGAUCCAGGCCUGCAUGUGUGGCGGGUGGAGAAGCUGAAGCCGGUGCCUGUGGCGCAAGAGAACCAGGGCGUCUUCUUCUCGGGGGACUCCUACCUAGUGCUGCACAAUGGCCCAGAAGAGGUUUCCCAUCUGCACCUGUGGAUAGGCCAGCAGUCAUCCCGGGAUGAGCAGGGGGCCUGUGCCGUGCUGGCUGUGCACCUCAACACGCUGCUGGGAGAGCGGCCUGUGCAGCACCGCGAGGUGCAGGGCAAUGAGUCUGACCUCUUCAUGAGCUACUUCCCACGGGGCCUCAAGUACCAGGAAGGUGGUGUGGAGUCAGCAUUUCACAAGACCUCCACAGGAGCCCCAGCUGCCAUCAAGAAACUCUACCAGGUGAAGGGGAAGAAGAACAUCCGUGCCACCGAGCGGGCACUGAACUGGGACAGCUUCAACACUGGGGACUGCUUCAUCCUGGACCUGGGCCAGAACAUCUUCGCCUGGUGUGGUGGAAAGUCCAACAUCCUGGAACGCAACAAGGCGAGGGACCUGGCCCUGGCCAUCCGGGACAGUGAGCGACAGGGCAAGGCCCAGGUGGAGAUUGUCACUGAUGGGGAGGAGCCUGCUGAGAUGAUCCAGGUCCUGGGCCCCAAGCCUGCUCUGAAGGAGGGCAACCCUGAGGAAGACCUCACAGCUGACAAGGCAAAUGCCCAGGCCGCAGCUCUGUAUAAGGUCUCUGAUGCCACUGGACAGAUGAACCUGACCAAGGUGGCUGACUCCAGCCCAUUUGCCCUUGAACUGCUGAUAUCUGAUGACUGCUUUGUGCUGGACAACGGGCUCUGUGGCAAGAUCUAUAUCUGGAAGGGGCGAAAAGCGAAUGAGAAGGAGCGGCAGGCAGCCCUGCAGGUGGCCGAGGGCUUCAUCUCGCGCAUGCAGUACGCCCCGAACACUCAGGUGGAGAUUCUGCCUCAGGGCCAUGAGAGUCCCAUCUUCAAGCAAUUUUUCAAGGACUGGAAAUGAGGGUGGGCGUCUUCCUGCCCCAUGCUCCCCUGCCCCCCACCACCUGCCUGCUUGCUUCUCUGGCUGCCUGGUCAGUGCAGAGGUGCCCCCUGCAGAUGUUCAAUAAAGGAGACAAGUGCUUUCCCAGCUCUUUUCCUGCA